UCCAGACAUGAGCUUCCAGCUUAAAACCAGCGCUCAGCUCUUCGACCUGCACUGCUCUGUAGGCCUGACAGACUGGGACAUGGACAAGGAGCUGAAACUGGCAACAACCACCGACCAGUUUUACCACGAUGACAAAUUGAAUGAUCAGUAUGUGGUCCAGAGGCCUUCUGCAAGAGCCUCGAGAAGAAAGGAUGAAUUCAUCUGGUACGACAAAACCUCAGACACCUUCGUGAAACCAAACCUGUGGCUGUUAGUGAAUCCUGGCAUCGCCUGCCCAAUCCAGUACGGAGGAGAUGCAGCAGAUCUGCGGACUCUCUGUGAACCUGCAGAGGAAAUCCAAACACCUCUGCUGAGGCCUGCAGAGACCCAACAUCCACCUGCAACAGAGCUCCACAUGUUUCCCACCCAUGGUGCUCCACUCCAGGAGGAACUGCUGCACCCUGAGUACAUGAACGAAGACGUCUCCUGUCCGCCGGCUAAGAACAGACGCAAGGGGAGGACCACCAAAGCCAGGGACAGUAAGACCCUGAAGCCAGGAAGCUGGCCUCGUCCACCAGUGAAUUACUGCAUCCUCAUCGCCCUGGCACUCAAGAGCAGCCACACUGGGAGCCUCAAAGUCCAGCAGAUUUAUAACUUCACCAGAGAGCACUUCCCCUUCUUUCAGACAGCUCCAGACGGCUGGAAGAACACCAUCCGACACAACCUGUGCUUCAACACCAGCUUCCGCAAAACCUGCAACCAGCUGUGCAGAGACGGAAAGAGGAAGUCGUGUUUUUGGCACUUGACUCUUGACGGCCAGCGCCGGCUAAGGGACGAGAUCCGCACGCUGACAGGAGAAUCCUUCAAGCAGCUGGAGAGGAGCAUGUCCCACCCAGAUAUAAUUCGGAGUUUACUUGCACUGUGACAGGAGUUGGAAAAGUGUCAGAGUUGAAAUCAAUGCAUAAUAAAACUUAAUAUACAG
Molecule: messenger RNA, 961 nt
Organism: Toxotes jaculatrix (banded archerfish)
Lineage: Eukaryota; Metazoa; Chordata; Actinopteri; Toxotidae
Gene: foxr1
Product: forkhead box R1
Exons: 7
Coding region: 8-904 (298 amino acids)
Biological process (GO): regulation of DNA-templated transcription
Cellular component (GO): nucleus
Molecular function (GO): sequence-specific double-stranded DNA binding; DNA-binding transcription factor activity
Source: RefSeq, a predicted model, not a curated record